Molecule: messenger RNA, 1026 nt
Organism: Pseudogymnoascus verrucosus
Lineage: Eukaryota; Fungi; Ascomycota; Leotiomycetes; Thelebolales; Thelebolaceae
Exons: 5
Coding region: 1-1026 (341 amino acids)
Cellular component (GO): fungal-type vacuole membrane
Source: RefSeq, a predicted model, not a curated record
AUGUCUAGGGGCAACGAGUCGUCCAGCGAGCGGAAAGGGGGUGGUGAGGUGGAACAGAUCGAGAAUUACCAAGCGAAACUUACCACUGGAGGCAAGGUCAAGAAUCACUUCAAGCGAUUUUGGUGGGCGCAUCUCAUCGCAUUCUGCGCUGGGUUCCUCAUAAUAGCAUUAUGCCUAGUAUAUGUGGCAAUGCCUAAGAUUGCGCAAAAGGGCAUUGACGAUGCGACUCUCAGCUACAAUAGCCUAAAGUUCAUGAAGCCAACGCUGGAUACCCUCACCGUCUCUGUCGAUGCAGUCCAGCACAGCGACAGCCCGUUCACCCCAACGCUGGAUGCAUUCAACGUCAGCAUGCACCUCGUAAAAGAUGGGGUCAGGCACGACAAGGUGAUAACACAGCUCAGGAUGCCCCAGGUCCAUGCCCAACACCCAGGCACCAGCAUCAUCAUCAACGACCAGGAAACAAAGAUUGUCGACAUAGACCAGGUCACUGAGUUCUGCAAGCAAGUCUUGACGCAGGAGUCUAUCACAGUUAUAAUGGAGGGCAAGACCAAGCUGCACUUAGGCGCUCUGCCUGUCAACAGCGUCACCUACAACUCCUCCAUUACUUUUAAGGCACUCAACGGCUUCAAGGGCUUCAACAUUACCCAGCCUAAGAUCGACUUGUUGGCCGAGCCAGGACAGCCCAACUUGUUAGGGAUGGCACUUAUUCCAAACCCUUCUGUUUUGACCGUCGAGCUUGGAACAGUCGUAAUGAAUAUCUCCACAAAGGAGAAGGGUCUCAUUGGCAAUAGCACCAUCGAAAACUUCAUCUUGAAGCCAGGACAGAACUUGCUCCCCAUAAAGGCUAUCGUUGACCAGGCACUUGUGCUCGGCAGCGUAAAUUCUAAGACCGGCAUAGUCAACAUGAUCAUCGUGGGGCAGACAGCGGUCUACAAUGGCGUCCACCUUCCUUACUUCGAGGCAGCACUCAAGAGCCACACCAUCACUCUUCCAGUGGACCUUCAGACACUUCUUAGCGGCACAUAA